This is a messenger RNA of Dendrobium catenatum, 2205 nucleotides long. RefSeq names its product QWRF motif-containing protein 4. NCBI's taxonomy places the organism in Eukaryota, Viridiplantae, Streptophyta, Magnoliopsida, Asparagales, Orchidaceae. The transcript has 6 exons. Gene Ontology annotation, biological process: centrosome cycle; spindle assembly. Gene Ontology annotation, molecular function: microtubule binding. The record is from RefSeq and is a predicted model, not a curated record. Bases 399 to 2033 code for a protein of 544 amino acids. Gene Ontology annotation, cellular component: centrosome; nuclear microtubule; cytoplasm.
UUUUCUUUGUUAAGGCAUUUGGCAUAUAGAAUUAAUUAUUCGAUUUAUUAAUCUCAUUUUGAUUAACUAAAUAUAAUUUAAUAAUAUCCUUAGUUACAUUUUAAUGAGUUGUGUUGUCAAUGACAAAAGUUCAAUAAAAAUUGAAGGACUUUAUAUGAUUUAUGACUGUAAUUGGGCUUAAUAAUUCUAUCAAUGUGUAGUUCCACUCAUAAAUCUUAUCAUCUAAGAUGCGGGAUUCUAUAUUUAGAUCGGAUGAUUGGUAACAUAUGAAUCAAAUAUACUGCCGGCUUUCUUGCCCCAAGUUAACCGCCAUUCUACCACUGCCUAAACCAUUUCUAAUCAUAAUAACGACAAUAAGUCUCUCCCCUCCUUAAUUUCGCUUUCCCUGUGAAAAAAAGAUGGACAAGCGAAGAUCCAUCUCCCGAGUCGUGUCCCACGGCUUCCGGCCGGCCGGAGCAGCAGCCACCUCCAUCUGUCCCUCCUCCCCAUCCUCCGGCGGCGAGUCCCCUACAAAUACCACAUCAACACUUCAUUCCCGCUCCCCUCGUCGCCGUAAACACUUUCCCGAAACACCACGAAAAGUACUCCGUAAGCAGCGCUCCGCCGAAGACCUCCAGCUCCGCGGCGGUCUCUGGCCUUCCGCCAAAAACCAACCCGGCGCCCCGAACACCAACGUCAUCGCAGCCACGCUUCAAGACCACCUAAUCAACGACCGCAAGAACGAAGAAGAAGAAGAAGAAUUGCGGAUCGUCGGCUUCGAAACACACGCCGCAAGCACGUUCUCCUCCCGCCAACGCGCCAGAUCAAACUCUUCUGCUUUCGAGAUUAACAUCAGCAACGGCAGGGGGAGGCGUUAUCGACCAUCAUUAUCAUCAUCAGCAUCGAAGAAGAAGAAAAAGCAGCCCGGAACGCCUCCUUCACCGUCCUCCUCCUCGUCCUCCUCCUCCUCCUUCUCCGGGCCCAAUAUUCCAUCCGCCGCCCGCCUUCCCUUCAGCGAUGAGAACGCCCUCGCCGAAAGAAGAUCAGAAUUUGGCCUCGACUUCCCCAGCACUGAAUCCGAUCACAGAGACGCUGGCGCGAAUUCACGAUCGAGGGCUCCAAUCAAGAUCGCCGGCAAGGUCGUCAGGAGAUCGGGUUCCCCUGUUCGGAGGUCCAAAUCACCGGUUAUGCGGAAUUCACGAUCGCCGCCGGUGCCACGUAAUUCAAGAUCGCCACCCGUGCUGCGUCAGCCGACGUCUCCUGCUAAGGAAAUGAUCAGUGGAGGGAUGGGGAAAAUAAUUAGUAUGGGAUUGGGGGGCCUGUUCAGGAGAAAAUCAUUUUCCGGCUCCGGCGUAACGUUGGCAUCGACAACGACGACGACGAAAUCAUCAAUAUCGGUGGCAAAGGAGACGGCGAAUAAUAGGUUGUCGGGGAGAAGAGGGAUGGCGGAGGUUGUUGGUUCGCCGGCGAGAGGAGCGCAGGCUGCAGUGGAAUUGCAGCAUGAGUUGAGAAUGGCGCACAACCAUUUGAUGCAGUGGAGGUUCGUCAACGCGAGAACGGUCGCGAUAAACUCGAACAAGUGGGCCAUGGCCCAGAAAGCAUUGGUGAGCGCAGGGCUUGGGUUGAUGGAAUUACGGAUUGCCGUCACACACAAGCGGUUGCAGCUGGCCAAUCACAAACUUAGCAUUAGGCUUAACACUCUCAUUUCUCCUCAGAUUAAAGCAAUGGAGAGAUGGGUAAAUUAUAUGGAGAAACAUCACAUGGCAGCAAUAUCAUCAACCAAAGACUGUUUGCACGCCGUCGUGUGCAGGCUUCCUCUGACUGACCGUGCCAAGGCCGAUCCCCAGAUACUCUCCAUCUUGAUGCGUAAAGCUACAAACUUAAUGGCAGCAAUCAAUGGCAACAUAGCAGCAUGCGUUUCCAUGACUAACAGAACAGUUCCUUUAGUAGCACAACUUGCCCAAUUAAUCUCAAAAGAGAAGCCCCUCAUUGAAGAGUGCUUUGAAUUGCUGGAAUUUUUCUCUGAAUUGCAGGUUUUCGAGAGGAAAGCUUGAGGUGUCAUCUUAUUCAGUUAAAAUCAUAGAAAUGUAAAACGGGGAUUUUGAAAACAUUGCUCCAGUAAUCAGUUAAAGCACCUCGCAUCCAAAUUCAGUCAUUUUGAUUGGCUUCUGUAAAUGACAACUACUACAUAAGUUUUAAACAAAAUCUUAAUGUUCUUAGUGAGAA